CCCCCCCACCCCAAGGGCUCCUGGCAACGCGGAAUGUGGAGGUGUAGGGAGCAGGAGGAGUGCGUGUGUGAGUCCUGUACUGGAGCACUUGUCCUACUCAUUCCACUGAACAGCGACUCUCUGUAGUGACCAGCUCCCCCCUCCCCCCACCUCCCAGUCUCCACUGGGGUGUUACUCCUCCCAGCCCCCAAGAGACCUUCAGACCCUCCAAACCAAUAGGAGCUGGCCAACCAGAAGGCAGAGAGAAGGGAGAAGGUCACAGGACGGGGCUGUUUCCCCAGAGUAUUGCUGCCAUCAGCCUCAUUCACAGAGGCAGAGUCGGACGGACCGGCGUCCCAUUGUGCAGGAAUAACAGUGGACCCGGCAUGGGGGUCCUGGAUCCAGAAAGCCAGACCCUGGCCUCUGCCCAGCUUAGGAGGACCUUGGUGGUCCUCCUGUUGGCCAGCAGCCUCUUGGGGGAGGCCCAGAGUGAGAUCCUUGCCCGCUGUGAGCUGGCCAUGCAGCUUCAAGAAGGAGGCCUGGGGGGGUUUAAGGGCUACAGCCUCGCUGACUGGAUAUGCCUGGCCUACCAGGAGAGCAAGUUUGACACGAUGCUGAUCAGCACCAACUCAGAUGGCAGCACGGACUAUGGCCUCUUCCAGAUCAACAGCCACGUCUGGUGCUCUGACCACCUCAGCCAUUCGCAGAACCGCUGCAAGGUCUCCUGCAUCGAGAUACUGAAUAACAUCGUUGCCCACAUCCUCUGUGCCAAGAAGAUUGUGUCUGAGCACUCUGGGCUCAAAUACUGGUCUUCCUGGACGGAGCACUGUGAGGGCCGGGACCUCUCCCACUGGGUGGCCGGAUGUGACCUGUGACCUGUGACGAGCAAAGAUCGUGGCCUAGCCAGCUAAGAGUGGGGCCAGCCCCCUUCCUGCCUCUCACUUCUGCUCUGCUGCUCCCUGACUCCCUUCUCCCCACCCCACCGUCCUCUUCUUCCUUCUCUCAUGCCCCUUAUCUCCUUCCCAGUCCCCUGCCCGGUCAGGCCAUCAGGGCCCAAUAAACCAGUCAUCUGCUCCCA
This is a messenger RNA of Ornithorhynchus anatinus (platypus), 1057 nucleotides long. RefSeq names its product lysozyme-like protein 6. Lineage: Eukaryota; Metazoa; Chordata; Mammalia; Monotremata; Ornithorhynchidae. The record is from RefSeq and is a predicted model, not a curated record. The coding region runs from base 366 to 854 and encodes 162 amino acids. The transcript is spliced from 5 exons. Gene Ontology annotation, molecular function: lysozyme activity. Gene Ontology annotation, cellular component: acrosomal vesicle; sperm flagellum. Gene Ontology annotation, biological process: fusion of sperm to egg plasma membrane involved in single fertilization.